AUGGCCGAAAGCGCACUCGACUUGGGACAACUGUCCUCUACUCAGCAAGAAGCUCUUAAUCAAUACACACAAGUCACCAACCAAGAGAUCACCGAAGCUAUUCCGCUACUCCGGCGGUCAGAAUGGAAUGUCCAGAUCGCAAUUGCUAAGUUCUUCGAUGGCGAAACGGCCGACCCAGUAGCUCAAGCACAACAAGAGAUACCGCGAGAGGCAGCACGACAUGAAAACCUACAAGAAAGUCUAUUUACCGCGGCAGCUCGUCCCCCUCGAGCUUCGCCUCGUCAUCGCACCGAUCUUGCUCCAAGAAUUGUACCCCAAAACCCUGUGACGAACCGAACACCAUGGCUUCUGGGGCUACUUCUUACACCUUUUAGUUUCGGAUGGAGAGCAGCCUCGAGCCUAUUCAGGACAUUGAUCUAUGCAUUGUCCUUUUUGCCCGCAUCGAUUCGACCCCGUUCAGUCACGAGCAGAAUAUCGACUGGAUUCAGGGGCACAAAUGGUCGCCGGCCCCUUAUGCCCCGAGACACAGCGUCACGAUUCAAGCGAGAAUUUGAGGAAGAAUAUGGAGAGAGCGAACUGCCUUUCUAUGAGGGAGGUGUGGCUCAGGCGCAUGACCAAGCCAAAAAGGACCUCAAGUUUAUGCUCGUCGUGCUGAUGUCCCCUGAGCACGACGAUACCGAGUCUUUUGUCAAGGAGACAUUGCUAUCCCCGGAAGUUGUCGCAUUUAUCAAGGAUCCUUCCAAUAACAUUAUCCUGUGGGGUGGUAACGUGUUGGAUUCUGAAGCCUACCAGGUGGCUCAGGAGUAUAUUUGUACCAAGUUCCCUUUCUCGGCACUAGUAUGCCUAACACCGAAGGAGGGCAGCACCCGCAUGGGAAUCGUCAAGCGACUCGUCGGACCUAUGCCCCCCGCCACCUAUCUAUCGGAGCUUCGCGCGGCUAUUGAGAAGUACGGCGCUGAUCUGGAUGGAGUACGAGCAGAGCGAACAGUCCAGGAAAUAACGAGAAAUCUACGGACCGAACAAGACUCAGCCUACGAGCGAUCUCUGGCUAUUGAUAGAGAACGCGCUCGCCAGAAGAAGGAGGCGGCUGCGGCUGCGGCUGAAGCAGAGAAGCGUGCUAUAGACGAAGCAGAGGCGGCCGAAAUACUCGAGGAGAAGCGCAAGCAAUGGAAGGCAUGGAGGGCUACAAUCAUCGUGGCCGAACCAGCCGCAAGCGAUAAGAACGUUGUGCGCGUUGCACUUAAGAUGCCCGAAGAAUCGGGAAUCGGCCGAAUCGUGCGGCGAUUCCCCCAAGACGCCUCCCUAGAAGACAUGUAUGCCUUUGUAGAGUGUUACAGCGUUCUUCAAGAAGAGGGUGCGGCGGGUGGUGACAAACCGGAGGAGUACGAGCACGAGUACAAGUUCCGAAUCGCCUCGAUCCUCCCGAGGCUGGUAUACGAACCUAGUACGUCAGUCACAAUGGGAGAGAAGAUUGGAAAAUCAGGAAAUCUGAUUGUGGAGGACAUAUCGCUGGAUUCGGAGAAUGAGUCGGACGACGAGGAUGAUGACGAAGAAGAGGAGGCGGAGAGUAGUCAGUAG
Fusarium sp. VM40 is the source of this 1578-nucleotide messenger RNA. The record is from the annotation of a GenBank genome assembly. Lineage: Eukaryota; Fungi; Ascomycota; Sordariomycetes; Hypocreales; Nectriaceae.